Molecule: messenger RNA, 1869 nt
Organism: Giardia duodenalis
Lineage: Eukaryota; Fornicata; Diplomonadida; Hexamitidae
Exons: 1
Coding region: 1-1869 (622 amino acids)
Source: RefSeq, a predicted model, not a curated record
AUGCACGCGUUGUUUAAAGUGCAAGAGGAGGGGAAUGGCGCUUCUAUUCCUUCGGACGAGGCGAUUGUCUUUUCCACAGACAACCCGAUCACCAUCGGUGAUAGCAAGACUGUCUAUUACGACCGCGAGCAGGCCCACAAUCCUCGUGUUGUUCUUACAAGAAAAGCAAUUUACUUCUUCUCUCAGCAGUCACCUGAGCAUAAUCUUUACAUGGACCUUAUAGACAUUGAAUCAUAUAAUGCGGGAGCUCCGCAAAAGAACGCUCUAACCAUUGAGAUAACUCCUACCUCUUCAGACAAGAACGACAGGUCAAACAAUAACCUGGUCACCACGGUUAGUGACCAGGUCAUUAAGAUAACGUUUGCAAACACGUCAAAGAAGCACCAGGCCGAUCUGCGAACGGCUAAGGAGGAUCACGACUUGCUAUUGGCGUCUUUGACGGGACUCUUGGAGGCUCGGCAAAUGACUGUUUCAGUAAUGAAUUUUGUGCCUCCAAAGCCAGUGCAGGAGCCAAAGCAAAUGCCCAUCGAGACUCUUGGAGAAUCUAACAAUAUAUCACCCAAAAUCAUCUGUGAUGAUCAAGAAGGCUCAUCGGUGAUACAAACAGGAGGUACUUUCGCAAGCUCUAGUAACGAUAUGCUUUCAGUGGCUAUAUUUGCUCCACGUGAGCAUAGUAUCUGCAAACAAAAAGGCCAGUCCGAAAAUCAAUUUCCUGGCUCUACUCAGCCUGUAAGUCAUCCGAUACUGGCACAACUAGAUCAUAAUUCUGUUCCUGAGCAGACUUCCCUCCUGUCUGCUCUUCUUCCAGAAGAUUGCCUGAAGGAGUUUUCUAAACCACUGACAGUCAGUCGACUAAGGGAGUCUAAUGACCUUCUUGUGUCCACGAAUAAGCUUAUGCUUUUGUUCCUGAAGGCGUCUAAUGAGAUUGAUUGCAAGAGCACGCCUGUGGUUUCAUCUGUACUUGAGAAAGAAGUUAAUGGCCUAAAAUCUACUGAAGCAAGCUCCCUUCAGACUCUUCUUCCAUCCGCAGAGGAGUUCUUCACCAAUGCUGACUAUAAAGAUUCACUGGAGGAGAUCAUAGGUAUUCCUCAUGUUACAAAUACCGCCCUGGUUGAGCUUAAGGGCAAGUCCCCAGCAUACAUUAUCUCCUCCUAUAUAGACAGAUACGUGUCGUCCUACAGUUCAAUGACGUCAAUUGAAGCUCCAAAUUUUCCGCUGCAAAUGUACAUUGCUGGAUUGCAGAACGUUAACAUUCCCCUAACUCUGUCCGCAUGCUCGCUAACCAUAGAGACAAUUACUAAGAGCCUUCCAUCUCUGCUACUAAAUUACAGUCUUACGUCUCCUUUUCACUCCGCAGCAAAGUUCAAGGUAAUCCCAGCCGAUGAGAUCUUUUCCCUCUUAAAUCAUGCCCGACCUGUGUACCCUGUUGCUGUGGACGCAUUCUAUAAAGCAGUAAAACUAGCGGAUGACGAGUGCAAGAAGGGCACAAGCGAAAAGAUCCCAUACCACCGGUUCCCGAUGUUUGUACCAUGGCGCAUCAAUGACACGUGGUAUUUCGUGGAAAAGGCGGUGCGUCUAACAAACGUAAUUCACUUCAUUGUAAUCAAUGUGCUCUACAAUGCAUGGACGAAGGUGAGGGCCGAAAACCCACAACCAAACAAGCCCCACCCUUAUGUGACUGCCGAUGAACUAACAGAACGAUUUGGCUUGGCUCCUGCAACCUCUUCAGACUUGCUUGACUUUAUGGUCAGGCAGCGUCUGCUAGUUGUCGAUGUACACACAUCAAAGCGUUAUUAUCUCAAUCUAAUUACUAAACACUACCGCUGCCUACAGGACAGUGCGUCAAAAAUCAGCAGAAUUACCGCAUAG